UGCCCAUUUUCUUCCCAUCGAAGGCCACUUCGGCUUGUACAUAUCUCACAGAGAUCUCACCAUGCAUUCCCUAUCCCAAGUUUACAAAGAUCAUCCUGUCACCCUGCACCACCCUCUCAUGGACCUCAACACCAUGGAAGAAGUACCAGAGUCUUAUGUAUGGCCACCCUUUGAUGACUACCUUGAUGAUGAGACAGCCAAGAACAGCUCCAUACCCAUAAUCAGCCUCUCUGAGCCAAGCCUUGAUGUUCUGAACCAAAUUUCAUCUGCAUGUGAGGAUUGGGGCAUGUUCCAAGUAGUGAACCAUGGUGUAUCUUCUCAGCUUCUCUCAGAGAUGGAGUCCCUUGGAAAUCGUCUUUUCUCCCUCCCCAUGAAGCAGAAGAUUAAGGCCUUGCGUGCACCAGAUGGCAUCUCUGGUUACGGACUUGCACGCAUAUCACCCUUCUUCAGUAAGCUGAUGUGGUUUGAAGGAUUUACAAUUGCUGAAUCUCCUCUUGAACAUGUUCGUUGCCUUAUGCCGGAUGAUUAUGAGCAUUUCUGCUCAAUAGUCCAGGAGUACGAGCAUGAAAUGGAGCACCUAGCACGAAGACUGAUGGAACUCAUACUAACAUCGCUGGGACUCAACAAAAACGAUGUCAAGUGGGCGAGGAAUGGAUUCGAAAGCAUGCAUGGUGUGCUGCAACUGAACUACUACCCGCUCUGCCCACAACCAAGCAAUGCCAUGGGCCUGGCUGCACACACUGACUCCUCACUGUUGACCCUCCUCUACCAGACCAGCACCCAGGGGCUUCAGAUCAUGAAAGAACGUCACUGGGUCAAUGUUCCUCCAGUACCCAGUGCUAUUGUCAUCAACGUCGGUGACCUCCUUCACAUCCUCUCAAAUGGACGCUUCUCCUCUCCAUUACACCGUGUGCUUGUAAGCCGAGCUCAACAUCGUUUCUCAUUUGCCCACUUCUGGGGCCCAACAUCUGAAACAAGCAUCUAUCCUCAUCCUAAGCUCCUCAGCUUGCAGAGUCCCCCUCUCUACCAAUCCAUUACAUGGGCAGACUACCUCAGACUCAAAGCUAAACUCUUCAACAGGGCAUUGUCAUCACUCCUGUUAUCAGAUGGCAUUCCAGCAACCAACCAAUGACCUGAAAGCAGUUUCUUGAGCCAACUUGACUUGGUGAUUCGUAUCCUAAUUCAAGCUUAAAACAGGUCCAUGUGUUCACAAAGUUCCUUUUGGACUAAAUGCAGCUCCAGUGGCGAAAUGCACAGGUUUUGGCUCAACAUUUCUCAUCCAACUGAGUCAUGUUUCAACUGCAUAUUUCGUAACAAUAUUCAAGAACUAAAGAAAGAAAGGACGUAUUUCAUAUAAAAUUAAUGUUAUGGUUACACAGUUGCAACAGUAAAUCUUCAAGUAAUAUAUACAGUUUAUGUACCA
Molecule: messenger RNA, 1423 nt
Organism: Nymphaea colorata (pocket water lily)
Lineage: Eukaryota; Viridiplantae; Streptophyta; Magnoliopsida; Nymphaeales; Nymphaeaceae
Product: gibberellin 3-beta-dioxygenase 1-like
Exons: 2
Coding region: 62-1132 (356 amino acids)
Biological process (GO): gibberellin biosynthetic process; response to light stimulus
Molecular function (GO): gibberellin 3-beta-dioxygenase activity
Source: RefSeq, a predicted model, not a curated record